UCUGGUCUUCAGUACAGUGUGCAGGAUGUGCAGGAUGUGCAGGAUGUGGGGAGCCAGCCUGGCUCUGCUCUACCACCUGGCCCAGGUGACAUCCUGUGAGACUAAAGUGGAGUGUGAUGAAUUCCAUGAUUUCCCUCCUAGCAGUAAUACCUCUCCGUCUCACCUUGUGGACCUGAGAGUGGAGCUAGUGACAGUGGAAGGAAAUGAUAUGAUGAACAUAAGCUGGGCAAUCAACAUUGAUGCCAGUAUUGAAUAUCUGACAGGCACCCGGAUCACAAUUGGGGGGGAAUCAGAGUACCACUGUAUAUACAACCCAGUUUUGGCCAAGGCAGACCUCCGCGGUUCAAAGGAGAAAUGGUUCCAUUAUUUAGUAAAAGCAACCUAUGGCUUGUACAUCAUCCAAGCUGCCAAUCUGCCAUUGCCUCCGCCCGAGAGUGACCUCCCUUACAAGUUUACCACAAUCACAAUACCUCGCCCAAUACGGCGUGUUACACCAACGCCUACCUUUGUUCCUAUACAUUUCACUGCAAAUGAGAUCUACGUUUCAGACGAGAGAAAAUAUGCUGUCCCUGGUAAUGUCAACUUCACCAGCAUAGCGGCGGCCAUUUUUGGAGGACUGGCCUGUUUGAUGAUCCUGAGUUCCUGCUACAUAAUCUAUAAAAGCUGUGGAACCAAUGUUGCCAACUCAUUGGGUUUCAGAAUGUUGCCUACAUCUCCCAUGACUCCGGUCCCUGUGCUUGUGGUGUACCCUGCUGAGGAUUCAGCCUUCCAGCGGGCCGUGGUGGCCCUCGCAGAGUUCCUACAGUGGAAAGGCGGAUGCAGCGUGGCUGUCGACAUGUGGCAGCAAAGGAAGAUCGCAGAGCUGGGGCCAAUGCGCUGGCUGGCAGAAAAGGCCAAGACUGCACACAGAGUCCUCAUUGUCUGUCCAAAGUCCUUUUCACUGCCCAGCCACUCUCCGCCCAACCACACCUUCCCAGAGCUCUCCAUCCCAGCUUCAGCUCACGACCUUUACCCCCUGAUUCUCAACAUGGUGGCAGGCCACGCAAAGAGUGCCAGCGACUUGGCUAAGUUCUGGGUGGUGCAACUGGGCGAGCAGCAGGACAAGAAUAGUAACCUUGCGCCGGAACUAAGGGCCUGCAAGACUUUUUGUUUGAUGAAGGACUUGAACAAGCUAUGUAGGAGUCUUCAUACCGAGAGUCGGGAUGGCAAGAAGAUAUCAGAUCUGAUCUUCAGACCGGGGAUUGCCUACAGUGAAAAGUGUACAGUGAAGUUAAGGGAAGCUGUAGAAAAGCUAGGUCAGCCAAACAUUUUCAGAGGGGCUGAACCAUUGAAAUCUGUGGUUACUAUUAUUUGAAGAUUUGUAAUGAAAAUGUUUAGAUUGAUGGAUAAAGAGGAUGGGUCUAUUUAUAUAUGUAUUUAUGUUAUCCUAUAGAUGGCAUAGACCUAGCUUAUUUUGGUCAAACUCUGGCUUGGACACUGCAGGGUGGAUAAUUGUCUCUGUUUUUUUUUUCAGGACUGCAUACUGUAGCCUAUUAAUCUACUUUGUACAACAUUAUAGUUUCUAUUUUUUCACUGGCACAAAUAAAGAAAAAA
Molecule: messenger RNA, 1593 nt
Organism: Anoplopoma fimbria (sablefish)
Lineage: Eukaryota; Metazoa; Chordata; Actinopteri; Perciformes; Anoplopomatidae
Molecular function (GO): interleukin-17 receptor activity
Source: RefSeq, a predicted model, not a curated record